AUGAGUGCCUUUCCGCGAAACUCGAUUCGCAGCUUCCUUGUCCACGCGAAGAGCGCUCUGCGCACUGCCAUCGCCAACCGCGAGCGUGUCACCUUCGUUAUCGGCAAUGAAUCGGCUGACCUCGACUCUUUGACCUGCUCGCUUCUCUUUGCCUACGUCCGCAGCCAGCGCCCUCCGCCGAAUGCCUUCACACCGCUCUAUAUUCCCGUGGUCAACAUCCCCGCCGCCGACAUCCAGAUCCGACCCGAGUUUCUUGACCUCCUCCCCCACGCCAACCUGCAGCCGCAGCACCUCAUAACGCUCGACGACCUUCCCCCUUUGGACUCGAUCGGAAAGACGCUGCUGCCGGAAAACACAAAGUGGAUUCUGGUUGAUCACAACGCGCUGCAGGGGAUUCUGGGACAGGUGUACGCCGGGCGGGUCGGCGGUGUUAUAGAUCAUCAUGAGGAUGAGCACAAGGUCCCCGAGAGUACCGGUGACGAGCCCCGAGUGAUCUCGAAAGCGGGCAGCUGUUCAAGCCUGGUAACGGAGUUCCUCCGCCCCACGUGGGACGCCUUAUCCUCCGCAGCCGUGUCCUCCGGGGCCGCCCAUGGGCAAGCCGACGAGGCUGCCAACGAUGCGGCCCAGGUCCGGCUGUGGGACGCCCAGGCCGCGCAGCUUGCGUUGGCCAGCAUCCUGAUAGACACCACGAAUCUGACGUCCAAGGACAAAACCACCGAGCAUGACGUGGCCGCGUCCGGGUACUUGGGAGCCAGAGUCAUGUUGUGUGACAGGACAAACCCGGGAUUCAAUAGGGACAAAUUCUACGAUGAGAUCAACCGCGCGAAGCAGGACAUCGGCCGAUUGGCGCUAAAUGACAUCCUGCGUAAGGACUACAAGCAGUGGAACGAAGGCGGGGUCAAGCUCGGCAUUAGCUCUGUCGUCAAGCCGCUCGACUUCCUGCAAGACAAGGCCAAACAGGAAAAGCACGGCAGCCUGUCGUUUUGCGACGCCAUCGGAGAAUUCGCCAAGCAGAGGGAGCUGGAGAUGUAUGCCAUCAUGACCGCAUAUCCCAAUGACAACGGCGAGUUCUGCAGGCAGCUGCUGCUCUGGGGUCUGUCAGAUCGCGCGGCGGCGCAGGCUCGGUCGUUUGCCGAAUCUGCAGCUAAAGAGCUGGAGCUGCAAGAGCUGGAGGGCGAUUUCCAUGUCUCCGGCCACGAUCCUGGGUGGAAAAAAGUGUGGCGGCAGCAGAACAUUGCCGCCAGCCGCAAGCAGGUCGCGCCGUUGCUAAGGGAAAAGAUGAGGUGA
Diplodia corticola is the source of this 1287-nucleotide messenger RNA. Its product is annotated as dhh phosphoesterase. Gene Ontology annotation, cellular component: cytoplasm. The transcript is spliced from 2 exons. Bases 1 to 1287 code for a protein of 428 amino acids. Gene Ontology annotation, molecular function: exopolyphosphatase activity. NCBI's taxonomy places the organism in Eukaryota, Fungi, Ascomycota, Dothideomycetes, Botryosphaeriales, Botryosphaeriaceae. The record is from RefSeq and is a predicted model, not a curated record.